This is a messenger RNA of Pocillopora meandrina, 2121 nucleotides long. The record is from the annotation of a GenBank genome assembly. NCBI's taxonomy places the organism in Eukaryota, Metazoa, Cnidaria, Anthozoa, Scleractinia, Pocilloporidae.
AUGGCAUAUGUCAUUAGAAGGAACCUCUUCGUUUUCAGGGCAGGGACAGCUCAUGAGCCAUUAUUCACUUCUUCGUAUAUAGAAGACAACAGUAAAGAAGGUAGGUAGUAAUGUAUUUACAUUCAAAAGAACUAAACCGUAAGUGGCAGUGACAGAGAAUGUAAAUAUUUUCGUAUUGGUAUGUGAGCACGUGAGCCGCUAUGGUAUUAAUUGCGUCUUCUGUUGUGGGGCGUCUAUCAGGUUUGAUAUUUGUACUGCAUUCAUCUCCGCUCUCGAACUUUUCAAGCUUUACGCUAAAUUUUCUCUUGCAUGUAAUUUAGCCUGUUUCACCUCUAACCCUUAGAGGUUGGUGUAGCUGCAUUUGGAUGGGGAGUACGUUCCAAUUUUUCCCAAUGGCCGGGGUUUUUUGGGUUAUCGUAUCAUGCGGCGGCACACAAAAUGUUUAGGCCCGAGAAUUGAUUCAGUUGUAACUAGUUGUUUACUGUUUUCUGUACCUUUGUCGGACAGCAUUAGACACUCGGGCUCCUAGUUCGAGCUGCGCACCCACUCUUGUGUAUGAGACGUGAAUUAAGAUAGGAAACUCUAUUAAGGCCGUAAUAAUAUGUGUCAGGCUUAUUUCUAGUGGAACAGAAGGCCAUAGUAACAACUACUGAAGAGCAAAAUUUAAUGGCGACUUUUAUGGAUGCUGUGAGUACUAUACCAAUUUAUUACAAAGUCCGACGAGUGUUAUCACAAAAUGCGACAGUUAUUACGAAGUGCGGCAGAACACACCUCCGCUAAAACUUUUUUCCUAUAAUCCUCCGAUAACAUUAAAACAACAACAGCAAAAUCGGUAAAGAUAGCAUUUUCUUCUAUUCGUUGAAAUGAGCUUGCAUGGCUUUACCGAUAGCCGCCAAUGCCAAAAGUUAAUCGAGGAUUAAUCGCCUUUCAGUUUGGCUGGUCACAAAUCCUGCUCUGUAUUACCCUCUUCACCAAAGAGAGAUAUCAAAACAAGAAAACGAAGUUUUUCUAUGGAAAGCAAAUAUUUCAGCCGACUCCGAGCAGCUAUUCUUUGAAGGGCACCCAAAGUUUAGAGGAAUCUACGUGAUGGCUGUUAGUAUAAAUCCCACUUUGAUUGCACAACCACAAGGCCGCAAGUUAGGGUCACAUGUGAUGUGCUACGUUUCUCCCAAAGCUGAAACUUUCUAAGAUAUUUUAGGGCGAGGAACCAACGCGGCAGUUGUUGUUCAUUCCCCAGUCAUUGUAUAGAAUCCUUUUAUUCGAACCACAGUACAAAACAGGAAUGCACUUAAUUUUUUUUUUUUUAACGAAUCGCCAUAUGCAUUUGACGAGAUGCUCCUCAAAUGACAUUUGUGUUUCCAGCCGCAGUCUGUCCUGCAUUCUUUUUUUUGCCUUUUGUUAUUAUAGGGUAAAAGUGCAGAGCAAUUAAAGGAAAACUUUACCUGGAAAAAAACAAAACUCGAAAAAUGCAAAGGUGGAAUGUCCCUUAUGGAUUUCGGUACACUUGUGACAGCCGUUUUGGUAUACAUGAAAAACCAUUACCCAACCACACCUGAUGAAUUCAACUUCCAAGCUGAAUUAAAGGCCGCAAGUCAUUGGUAUUGGCACCCAGGGAGUGAAAAAAGCCUGUACGAUAAAGAGGAAAACUUCUUGUUGGAAACUAAGUAUCCAGAACCCGCUCUGGGCCCCCACAAAGAUCUUCGUGUGAAAAUAGCAGCAUUGAAAACCUGCAGUAAAUGGGUCAGUGACCUGGAAGAAAAAAAGAAAUUGUCACCACGUAAAAAAAAUCACAGGAUUGAAGAAGAUGAGGAAUAUUCAUCUGACGAGGAUAGAAAGAACGAAAUUGAUGGUGUGUAGCUUUUACAAUAUAUGCGUUAGUGUAAAGUAAGAACCAAAUGUUUCUGUCCAAUUGCAUUCCGCAGGACCUCAUGAGGAAAUCGUCCGUGGUUGUUACAUCCAUGUAGCAAAAACAAGUAGAAAUUUCAUAUUGCUUUGCCCGCUUAUUUCUCUGUAUUUACCAUUUUUUGACAACCCAAAGUACAAGCUAAUCAUUUUUUCCAUCAAUUUAUAGAUCUCGAGGAAAGCAUUUUUGAUUUGAAGACGUACUUCGGUUUUACAGGU